AUGAGACACAUUGCCUAUACUGCUCGCGAAUUGUUGCGUCUACGCCACAAGCCUCCCCAAAAAGAUAUCUCCGACAAACUCGUCUCCAAGGUCUUAGAAGACAGGGACUUGGAAGACAUCAUCCGCACCCCUUAUGUGAACAGCCCAUCACUGUCCCUUAUUAUCGAAGAGGGUAAUUCCAGCGACGCUGACGAGAUGCAUCGACGUCCUGUACAGCAGCUUGACGGCACCGAUUCGGAUCGCAAGUACCGAGGCCGAAGUGAUUCUGAGCUUGAUCGGGCACCGACCGUUGCUCCAGCAGAUCUUGCAACCCAGAAAUCCGAAGGCUUUCAAAAGUUUUACAACUCUGUUGUUUCCCCUACACAUGUUCGAGUCACUGCUGGUGGCCGAAUCGUGCCUAACACUCGAGGGCCACACUCUCCGACAUCCAAAUGGAGCCGCGAGCGAAGCUCGAUCGAUGGGCAGAGCCAGGCUCGUAACUUGAAUGGUAGUCAGCCUGAGGGCGUCGCCUAUCCUGUUCUACCUCCUAGCUGGGGCCACUUUGCUCCUAUGGUUCCUCCACAUGCUCCAGGAACUUUGCCAGGAAUGGCACUUCGACCAGAAGGAGUCCCUUUCAUUCCUCCUCCUAUGGGUUAUAACUUGGCUCCCAUCUCAUACAAUCAGUUUCCUGCCCCUGGCCUCCCAAUGCAGCUCCCGAGUCAAGCUGGUCCUUAUGGCAAGCUUCCGGAAGCGGGUAUGGAACAGGCACGCGAUGUUCACCUCUCUCAUGCCGAUCAGUUCGAUAACUCCCGCCCAUUUCUCUACAACGGGCAGUGGUGGAUCGCAAAUGGAGGCGUUCUAUACCCCAUCAGCAUGCCGCCUCAGAUGAGCUUUGCACCCCCUGCUGUCCCCAAUCCUGCGGCUCCUCGCUCCAGCGGUGAUUUCAACGCAGCUCCUGCCAGAUAUGGACGCCCAUCGUCACGACAGCCUGACCCAUUGCCUCUUCGUUUGCAGAAUGAGCCUUCGCGUUCCGCCAGUCCUCCCGUGUCGUCAAUUCGUCCAAGCUCGAUUACCCAGAAGCAGCUUGAGGUUCUUCGCAGUCAAAAACGCUACCACCAAGACCAACUUCGGUAUAACAAGCACCAGAUCGAUGCUCGAGACAUGGAAGAGCAGCUUGAGAACAUUUGCCGAGAGAUUGAGCAUUUUGAGCGCAUGCUGGCGACUCAGCUCGAGUUCGAGUCCAGGAAGUAUCCACCAGAGGGGUUUCCUGACGGACCCCUUUCCAACUCGUCCAAUGACUAUGGCAAUAGCAACAGUGAACCCGACGGCAUAAACGCUACCAAUGCAGUGCAUCCCUCGGGCUUCGGGAAUCAAUUGACGGUCGGCAAGACUGGCGGCAUCUUUCCACAACUUGCGAGCGUUCAAACCCGGCCGCAAAUCACGGCACCCACUGCGGCCAAGAACUUCACCAAUACGUCGAAGAAUGAUGAUGUUCAACAGCGUAAGCCAUCCAGCCUUCCGAUCCAUGCUGCUUUGGCACCUGUGUUCCAGCCGCGCUCAGAUCUAUCGACAUCCGCUGUCGCACCCAAUGAGGUGGAAGAAGUCGACGAGGGGGUGCAGAUGCGGCAAUAUGAACGCAUGUACAAGAACGCUGAGGGCUGGCGAACGUUCUUCAGGAACAAGCUCCAUGCUGACAAGAGCAUGGGCCCUCCCUAUCUCAUCGGAAAACUCAAGCCAGGAGUUCGGCCAGAAAACGCCAGAGACACUGAUUAUGUGUACGAUCGCGAGUUGACAGCAGAGGAGGAGCGCGCUCGCUUCACGUAUUGGGGACGAGCACCUUUUAUCUUCGAGAAUGGACUCCCUCUAUAUGACGGCAAGAAUUUCUAUCCACCUUGCGUUAUCAAGGAGGAACCUGUUGUCGCCAAUGAGUCUGUUCCUCAAAACGCCUCUGUGCCAAAUGAGUCAAAGACGCCGCCUAUGAAACCCGUUGAGGUUGAUCCCUUCCAUGCUAUCUCCGAAGCUACCAUAUCUUCAGCCCGUUACGCCUUUGAUGACGCUACUCGCUCCGAGUCUUUACACCGUACCGAUGACUCUCUCCACGCAAGCUCAACCUCUGAGGUGCCUCGAUCUGAAUCCCACGCUGCUCAUUCUGGAGGUCGUUACCUGGAAUUCCGCCGUGCUAUCAAUGAGCGUCCACGAAUCCCGAGCGAGAAGUUACGUGCUAGAGUUUCAGACGACUCGGGUGACGAAGAGGGCAAUCUUCUCUUCAAAGGGCGCCGAGUUGAUCGCGAUGCGAACAAGUAUCCGAAAGACAUCUGGUCCACGAUGCGCAAGAAUGGGAAAACGAGCGCGAACGUAGUUGCAGGACAAGUCUCUCCAAUGACUGCCCAAGGUGUGCUGCCUCAUUACGCUGGGCAUGCCACUGCAUCCUUGACUCCUGCAGUUACGACCAACUCUCGUGGUAAUAGUGCCAAGCUGGGAGACAUGAACGCUUCCCCAACAGCAAACAUCACUGUCGGAAAACGUGAAGAGAACAGACCGCCCCUUGAACUUCUCGAUCAACAACUGCGCGGCGCCAGCCUUCAGGACAAGAGCCACCAGGGGUUCUCUACUCGCUGA
Fusarium musae is the source of this 2598-nucleotide messenger RNA. RefSeq lists its product as uncharacterized. NCBI's taxonomy places the organism in Eukaryota, Fungi, Ascomycota, Sordariomycetes, Hypocreales, Nectriaceae. The record is from RefSeq and is a predicted model, not a curated record. The transcript has 3 exons. Bases 1 to 2598 code for a protein of 865 amino acids.